This is a messenger RNA of Saccharomyces paradoxus, 1773 nucleotides long. It is a transcript of the gene MET1, whose product is annotated as uroporphyrinogen-III C-methyltransferase. Gene Ontology annotation, molecular function: uroporphyrin-III C-methyltransferase activity. The transcript has a single exon. Bases 1 to 1773 code for a protein of 590 amino acids. The record is from RefSeq and is a predicted model, not a curated record. Gene Ontology annotation, biological process: sulfate assimilation; siroheme biosynthetic process. NCBI's taxonomy places the organism in Eukaryota, Fungi, Ascomycota, Saccharomycetes, Saccharomycetales, Saccharomycetaceae.
AUGGUACGAGACUCAGUGACACUACAUACAUCACUGCCCUUAAUUACUGCUGGUUUUGCUACUGAUCAAGUUCAUUUGCUUAUUGGUACAGGGUCUACAGACUCGAUUAGCGUUUGUAAGAAUAGAAUCCACUCUAUUUUGAAUGCUGGUGGUAAUCCCAUAGUAGUGAACCCCUCGUCACCAAGCCAUACUAAACAACUACAAUCGGAAUUUGGCAAGUUUGACAAAUUCGAAAUGAUAGAAAGGGGGUUUAGGUUAUCCGAUUUAACUACUUUGGGGAGAGUCUUGGUGUGCAAAGUAGUGGAUAGAGUAUUUGUAGAUCUACCUAUAACACAAAGUCGCCUAUGCGACGAGAUCUUUUGGCAAUGCCAAAAACUAAGAAUUCCCAUAAACACGUUCCACAAACCAGAGUUUUCUACCUUCAAUAUGAUACCUACGUGGGUCGACCCAAAGGGAAGUGGUUUACAAAUCUCAGUUACUACGAAUGGGAACGGCUACAUCUUGGCCAACAGGAUAAAAAGAGACAUAAUAUCUCAUUUACCUUCCAAUAUAUCUGAGGUAGUAAUAAAUAUGGGGUAUUUAAAGGACCGUAUUAUAAACGAAGAUCAUAAGGCCUUGUUACAGGAAAAAUACUACCAAACUGAUAUGUCAUUACCUGGAUUUGGCUACGGCUUAGACGAGGACGGUUGGGAGAGUCAUAAGUUUAACAAGCUAAUUCGUGAAUUCGAAAUGACUAGUAGGGAACAGAGACUUAAAAGAACUAGAUGGUUAUCUCAGAUAAUGGAGUAUUACCCAAUGAACAAGUUGAGUGACAUCAAGUUAGAGGAUUUCGAUACAUCAUCUUCUUCAAGUAAGAAGGCAAAGCAGGAAACUGUUUCAGAGGGUGCAGUACCUCCUACAGACGAAAAUAUUGAAAAGAGCACGCAACAACUGCAAUUAUCGGAAACCGAAAAAGAAGGCUCUAAAAAGCUAGGGAAAAUUUCUCUGGUCGGAAGUGGUCCAGGCUCGGUGUCCAUGCUGACAAUAGGUGCAUUACAAGAGAUAAAGUCUGCGGAUAUAAUUUUAGCAGACAAACUGGUUCCACAAACUAUCUUGGAUUUGAUACCUUCAAAAACUGAAACCUUCAUAGCCAAAAAAUUUCCCGGUAAUGCAGAACGGGCACAACAGGAACUACUAGCUAAGGGUCUAGAAUCGUUGACUAAUGGAUUGAAAGUAGUCCGUUUGAAGCAAGGUGAUCCAUAUAUCUUUGGUCGUGGUGGUGAAGAGUUUAAUUUCUUUAAAGAUCACGGGUAUACUCCAGUAGUUUUACCGGGUAUAAGUUCCUCCUUAGCCUGUACUGUAUUGGCACAGAUACCCGCUACGCAACGUGAUAUUGCGGAUCAAGUGCUCAUAUGUACUGGGACUGGGAGAAAAGGUGCUCUGCCCAUGAUUCCUGAAUUUAUUGAAAGCAGAACUACUGUUUUUCUAAUGGCACUGCAUCGCGCCAAUGUCCUGAUCACAGAAUUAUUGAAACACGGCUGGGAUGGUGAUGUCCCUGCUGCAAUCGUCGAGAGAGGUUCGUGCCCUGAUCAGCGUGUCACUAGGACUCUUCUUAAGUGGGUACCAGAAGUGGUAGAGGAGAUUGGUUCAAGGCCCCCAGGUGUCUUGGUUGUAGGUAGGGCUGUGAAUGCGUUGGCUGAAAAAGAUCUAUUGAAUUUUGAUAAAUCAAGAAAAUUUGUCAUUGAUGAAGGUUUUAGAGAAUUUGAGGUUGAUACGGAUAGCCUAUUUAAGUAA